AUGCCUCCGACGCUCAGCCAACGCAUUCCCCGCGUCUCCGAUCACAAGCACCCGAUACCGACACCGGCACGGGCUAUUAGUGGACGCGCCCUCGGGAAGAGUCGUAACACACAGAGGCAUGAGCGUGCUCGGAGGGGAGGUGGGCUAAUAGGGGGCGGGUGGUGCGGAAAGUACAGGAGCGAAGAAGGGGAGGGUGUGAGUGGUCUCAAAGGGGGAAGUGUGACGAUGUGCCGUGUGACGAGGGCACUACGCGGAGCUGGAAGAUGCCGAUGGGAGGCGGCGUGUCCGGGGGGGAAUGAGGAGAUGGUUGGUUGUGAGCGUCUGGAACGCGGAAAGCGAUGGCGAGGCGGUGAGGGAAGGGUAGGAAACAAAGGGGGCGAUAUCGGAGGGAGAGACAGCGAGUCGCGGAGAAGGUGGAAUAGGGGGCGAACGGGGGGACGCUGGGGAGGCCGGAGCGGAAAAACAAGCGGGGUCGAGGGCACGCAGAAUCGGAGAAAGGAGGAAGGAGAAGUGUGA
Messenger RNA from Mytilinidion resinicola, 516 nucleotides. RefSeq lists its product as uncharacterized. NCBI's taxonomy places the organism in Eukaryota, Fungi, Ascomycota, Dothideomycetes, Mytilinidiales, Mytilinidiaceae. The coding region runs from base 1 to 516 and encodes 171 amino acids. The record is from RefSeq and is a predicted model, not a curated record. The transcript has a single exon.